GGUUACGUGAUUGGGCCGCGUGAAUGGGUAGCUGAGGGUGAAAAUGAAAAAACACCGGUGCGCGUCCACUCGCUCUUUUCAAGCGAGCACAGGAGCAGCAGGUGAGGAGUGAAGAUGAAGAUUGCAGUGAUUGGUCAGAGCCUGUUCGGCCAGGAGGUGUACAAGGAGCUGAGGAAGGAGGGCCACACCAUCGUAGGAGUGUUCACCAUCCCUGACAAGGACGGCAAGGCUGACCCACUGGGCACUGAGGCGGAGAAGGAUGGUGUAGCUGUUUUCAAGUUCCCCCGCUGGCGCGUGAAGGGCCAGGCCAUCCCCGAGGUGGUGGCUCAGUACAAGGCAACGGGUGCUGAGCUAAACGUCCUGCCCUUCUGCUCCCAGUUCAUCCCCAUGGAGGUCAUCGACCACCCCAAACACGGCUCCAUCAUCUACCACCCCUCCCUGCUGCCUCUCCACAGGGGGGCCUCUGCUAUCAACUGGACCCUGAUCCACGGGGACAAAAAGGGCGGGUUCACAGUUUUCUGGGCUGAUGACGGACUGGAUACCGGGCCAAUCCUGCUGCAGAGGGAGUGUGAUGUUGAACCCAAUGACACUGUCAACACAAUCUACAAGAGGUUCCUCUUUCCAGAGGGAAUCAAGGGCACAGUGGACGCAGUGAGGCUGAUUGCAGAAGGGCAGGCCCCGAGGAUCACGCAGCCACAGGAGGGAGCCACGUACGAGUGCAUCCAGAAGAAAGACAAUGCUAAGAUUGACUGGGACCAGACGGCUGAGGCUCUCCACAACUGGAUCAGAGGAAACGACAAAGUGCCUGGUGCCUGGGCAGAGGUGGAUGGACAGAAAGUGACCUUCUACGGCUCCUCUUUGGUGGAUACAGGCACCAAAAUGAACGGUCAGUCCCUGGAGAUUGCCGGAGCCAGCCGACCUGGCGUCGUAACCAAAGCAGGCCUGGUGCUGUUUGGCAACGAUGGCAAGGCACUGUUGGUGAAGAAUCUGCAGUUUGAGGAUGGGAAGAUGAUCGCUGCAGCACAGUACUUCAGCUCAGGGAGCAGCGCUGCUGUGGAGCUCACAGAGGAGGAGAAGACCUUUGCUGAGCAGAUGAGGGCAGUGUGGCAGAGCAUUCUGAGCAAUGUGAGUCAUAUUGAAGAGUCCACUGAUUUCUUCAAGUCUGGUGCUACUUCAAUGGAUGUGGUCAGGCUCGUAGAAGAGGUGAAGCUCCGGACCAGCAGCUGCCAGCUGCAGAAUGAGGACAUCUACAUGAACACCACGUACCACGAUUUCAUCCAGAUGUGCGUCAGGAAGCUCAGAGGGGAGGACGGUGAAGAGGAGCUGGUCGUUGAUUAUGUAGAGAAGGACAUAAACCAUAUGACCAUAAAAAUGCCUCAUCAGCUGUUCAUCAAUGGAGAGUUUGUUGAUGCUGAGGGAGGAAAGACCUACAAGACCAUCAACCCGACUGACGGCACAGUCAUCUGUGAAGUGUCUCUGGCCCAGAUAAGUGAUGUGGACAAGUCCGUGGCUGCUGCUAAAGAGGCGUUUGAGGAGGGAGAGUGGGGCAAAAUGAACCCAAGAGACAGAGGCAGACUCAUCUACAAGCUGGCUGACCUCAUGGAGCAGCACCAGGAGGAACUGGCCACCAUUGAAGCCAUCGACUCAGGAGCUGUUUACACGCUGGCCCUAAAGACUCACGUGGGCAUGUCCAUCCAGACCUUCCGCUACUUUGCUGGCUGGUGUGACAAGAUCCAAGGCAGCACCAUCCCCAUCAACCAGGCCAGACCCAAUCGUAACCUCACCUUUACCAAGAAGGAGCCAAUAGGAGUGUGUGCCAUCGUGAUUCCCUGGAACUACCCUCUGAUGAUGUUGGCCUGGAAGACGGCCGCCUGCCUGGCAGCUGGAAACACAAUCGUCCUCAAACCUGCUCAGGUGACUCCGCUCACAGCUCUGAAGUUUGCUGAGUUGGCAGCAAGGGCAGGACUGCCCAAGGGUGUCGUUAACAUUCUGCCUGGUUCAGGCGCCCUGGUGGGUCAGCGUCUGUCUGACCAUCCUGACGUCCGCAAACUGGGCUUCACGGGUUCCACUGAGAUCGGCAAACACAUCAUGAAGAGUUGUGCAGUCAGUAACGUGAAGAAAGUCUCUCUGGAGCUCGGAGGAAAAUCCCCACUCAUCAUCUUCAGUGACUGUGACAUGGACAAGGCUGUGCGCAUGGGCAUGAGUUCCGUAUUCUUCAACAAGGGGGAGAACUGCAUCGCAGCCGGCAGACUGUUUGUAGAAGACACCAUUCAUGACCAGUUUGUAAAAAGAGUGGUUGAGGAGGUGAAUAAGAUGAAGAUUGGUGAUCCACUGGACCGAUCCACCGACCACGGCCCUCAGAACCACAAAGCCCACCUGGACAAACUGGUGGAGUACUGUCAGACCGGUGUGAAGGAGGGAGCCACCCUGAUCUGCGGCAGCAAGCAGAUACAGCGACCAGGUUUCUUCUUUGAACCCACGGUGUUCACUGACGUUCAAGACCACAUGUACAUCGCAAUAGAGGAGUCAUUUGGCCCUGUCAUGAUCAUUUCCAAGUUCAAGGGCGAUGAUGUGGACGAUGUCCUGAGAAGGGCCAACGCCACAGAGUACGGCCUGGCGUCAGGUGUUUUCACACGAGACAUCAGCAAAGCUCUGUACGUCAGUGACAAGCUCAAUGCCGGCACAGUAUUUGUCAACACCUACAACAAGACUGAUGUGGCCUCGCCUUUCGGAGGCUUUAAACAGUCUGGAUUUGGCAAAGACCUGGGACAAGAUGCUCUCAACGAAUACCUGAAGACAAAGGCAGUGACCAUCGAGUAUUAAACCACAUUAUAGAGGACACCAGCUUCCUGUGUGCACGGAUGUGUGUGUGGUCACUGACAGAAGAGACAUGUGAAGGAAGAUCUGUCACCAGCACUGACCUGUAGUCAUGUCUCCAGACUUGUUCCCUCACUAGUGACUAUUGACUGAGUUAAAGUCUUAACAUGCUAACUGUUCACAUUAACACCUUUUAAUUAAACUGAGCCAUGUGUAAUAUGCAAAUGAAGCAUGUCUCUAGCUAGAUCAUGUAACUCCUGAGACUGUUUCAUCAUCAGUGUGUCUGAGAAACGAGGUGGCAUUUAAAACAGGUUGUAUGCAUUUCUAAUAUGGCUUACAUUAGGUCGGAAGAGUUUCAAGAAAUGUAACAUUUCUAAUCAUGUUUGCUUAUCAAUGAAAACUGCUGAGCAAACUGCUGCUGUGGACCUCCUCAUUACUGUUGUUCCAUCUUACUCAUGAUGCAUUCAAAAGUAGUACUUCUUCCUAAGAAAUAUGAAGGUGCAGUUAGGAAAGGUUUAUAUAUACACACACACACACAUAUAUAUAUAUAUAUACAUAUGAGGUUAGUGUAAGGCUUGUUGUACAGUAACAUUAUGUGUAUGAGUAAGUAAGUUGUCCACUGCAAGUACAAGAUCUGAUUUCAUAUUCUUGUGCCACUAUUUCCCAUUUUCCCCAUUCAUCAUCUUGUUUUGAUGAAUGCAACAUGGUUGUCAACAAAUCAAGCCGGCCUUGCCUCAGUGUCUAUUGCCUUAAAAUAAUAUAUAUACUGAUCGAUGUUAAUGCUCUUGUACUUAUCCUUCUUUAAUCCUAAUCCUUCUUAGUAUGCAGGACUUCUACUUGUAACAGAGUAUUUCUGUACUAUUGUGUUCAUACUUUGAACAAGAUCUGAAUAGUCAUCCUACGACUGCAGCGAUAUGGACAAAAUUAUAUUUGGGGCAGUUUUUCCUUCCUCUUGUUGAGGGUUAAGGGCAGAGGAUGUUGUACUGUGUUAAGCCCAAUGAGGCAAAUUGAUUGAUUUGUGAAUAUGGGUAAGGGUUACAAUAAAAUUUGAUUGAUUGAUAUCAAAAUGAAAAUGUUCCUACCAGGCAAUAUAAAUAAUUAUGACGUUAAUUAUCACAUUAUUAUUUUAAGUUUAAAGACAGAUUUUAGCUCCUGAGUGAAGAUCUUUUAUAUGAGCUGAGAAUCACAAACAGUGAUUAUAGAGAUAGAUUGAUUGUGUGUUAACACUGUGCUUGAGUAAUGCAUAAGCAUUACAUCGAUGUAUAUUGUACUUUUGUUGUAUGGCUAAUGUUGAAAAGUAUAGUGCGAUAUUUAAAGGGGACAUAGCAUGCAAAUUCCACUUUGUUAGUGCCUCUACAGGUUAAUGUGGGUAUCUGGCAUGUCUACCAACCCAAACACUCUGGG
Messenger RNA from Hippoglossus stenolepis (Pacific halibut), 4221 nucleotides. RefSeq names its product aldehyde dehydrogenase 1 family, member L1 (gene aldh1l1). The coding region runs from base 115 to 2823 and encodes 902 amino acids. Gene Ontology annotation, biological process: one-carbon metabolic process; 10-formyltetrahydrofolate catabolic process; biosynthetic process. Lineage: Eukaryota; Metazoa; Chordata; Actinopteri; Pleuronectiformes; Pleuronectidae. Gene Ontology annotation, molecular function: aldehyde dehydrogenase (NAD+) activity; formyltetrahydrofolate dehydrogenase activity. The transcript has 23 exons. The record is from RefSeq and is a predicted model, not a curated record. Gene Ontology annotation, cellular component: cytoplasm.